Molecule: messenger RNA, 918 nt
Organism: Rhopalosiphum maidis (corn leaf aphid)
Lineage: Eukaryota; Metazoa; Arthropoda; Insecta; Hemiptera; Aphididae
Exons: 4
Coding region: 1-684 (227 amino acids)
Source: RefSeq, a predicted model, not a curated record
AUGACAAGAUAUUUUAAUGUUGAUAUUGAUAAUAUAAUCACUGAUUAUGAAUUAGCCUACAAAAAUGCAAUGGAAAAUUUUAUCGAUGAAAUAAAACGAAACAAUGAUGAUAUACUGAAGAUAUACACACAAAACAUGGACGAAUAUAGCAAGAAAUUAAAAAAUCUCUCAGAUGUCAAUAAUAAAAUUGACAAGAGCCGUAAUACACUUCAGCAUAUAGCCGAUAAAGUCAAAUGUGAACAGCAGAUAUUGCAGACAGAAAACGAUCGUUUGGAAUCUAUUAAUGAUGAAUGUAAUAGUUUAAAAGAUACAGAAAUUGAGUUGAAUGAUGUAAUAAAUAAAACCAAAAUACAACUAAACCAAGUGUAUAAAGAAAAAAAAUCAAGUAUAAAAAAACUCAAAAGAGAAAUAAAUUCAUUCAGAAUUGGAGUGAACAUGUAUGAACGAUUUUUACAAUUGAGUAUGAAUAUUGAAAGUAAUGAAAAAAAUGCUGUAAUCUAUAUUAUUAUGAAAAAUUUAAAAAUUCACUCUGAUUACAAAAUUGUUUUUGAAGAAAAUGAUAACAAUUUUAAACUUAUUGACAUAACUCCAUGUAGCCAGGCAGUUCUGAAAGCAGCAACGUUGUAUAAUAAAAACAAAGAUAUUCAAGGCCUGUUAGCUUUCUUAUACUAUACAAAAGAAUAACCAAUAUAUAAAAUAUUAUUAAAGUAAUAACACUAUAUAUCAUAGGGUAUUUAUUUUAUAUAUUAUGUUUUCACUGUUGUUCUCAAACUAUGUACUACACUGUAAUUUAUACGUUUUACUGUUUUGUAUUUAACUAACUUGUAUGUAUAAAUAUUAACAUUUUUAGAAUUUUAUACCGAGCUAAUUUUUUUAUAAUUUUAAAAUAUAUAGCCCAUAUGGGUAAACUUAACCUUA